UCUUCCUACUGUCCACUCUUGUUCCCUUCUCUGUCUCUCUCUCUGUCUGUCUCUCUCUCUCAACGUGUCUGUGUGUUUGUUUGUGUGUUCGUAUGUUUUGGGUUCUCCUUUCGUCUUUCAAGAAUGGGUGAGGCUGUUGAGUUCUUCCACGCCAAUGGGUAUGCCAAUGGGUAUUCCAAUGGGUUCUCAAAGAGUUGUGAAGAAACCAAUCAGCUCGACAAUAUUAUCGCCUGUAGUUGGUAUGAAGAACAGAUUGAUGAUGAUCUCAAAUGGUCUUUUGCUUUGAAGAGGGUACUCCAUAAAGGAACUAGCGAGUAUCAGGACAUAGCUCUCUUAGAUACCAAGCGUUUUGGGAAGGUUUUGGUGAUUGAUGGGAAGAUGCAGAGUGCCGAGGUGGACGAGUUUAUUUAUCAUGAAUGCUUGAUUCAUCCCGCUCUCUUAUGUCACCCAGAUCCCAGAACUGUGUUUAUAAUGGGUGGUGGCGAGGGGUCCGCAGCCAGGGAAGCACUCAAGCACAAAUCAAUGGAGAAAGUAGUUAUGUGCGAUAUUGACCAGGAAGUUGUAAAUUUCUGUCGUAGAUAUUUGACUGUAAAUCAGGAGACUUUUUCCCACAAGAAGCUUAAUCUUGUUAUUAACGAUGCCAAGGCUGAACUAGAGAAGAGGAAUGAGAAAUUCGAUAUCAUAGUCGGAGAUUUAGCAGACCCAGUUGAAGGAGGGCCUUGCUAUCAACUCUACACAAAAUCCUUCUACGACAACAUUCUCAAACCCAAGCUCAAUGACAAUGGCGUCUUUGUGACCCAGGCUGGACCGGCAGGCAUUUUCACCCACAAGGAGGUUUUCACCUCCAUAUACAACACAAUCAAGCAGGUCUUCAAGUAUGUGAUGGUAUAUACAGCUCACGUGCCAUCUUUUGCGGAUACAUGGGGAUGGGUUAUGGCCUCAGACCAACCUUUUCCUGUUAAUGCUGAGGAUAUGGACCAAAGGAUUGAGGCAAGAAUUGAUGGCGAAUUACUCUAUUUGAAUGGUGCUUCGUUCCUCUCCUCUGCCACCAUGAAUAAGACGGUUGCGUUAUCGUUGUUGAAUGAAACCCAUAUCUAUACAGAAGAAAGUGCAAGAUUCAUUCAUGGACAUGGGGUGGCUUACCGCCAUUGAAGUCACAAGCAAAAGGCCAGGGUUUUUUUUCUUUUUAGUGGGGGUUAUUGCUGUGCAGAGGAAAAUCAUUGACGCAUUGGUUCUAACCGAUGGAUGUUAGGGAAUUAUGGCUUUUAUUAUAUGUUUCUUACAAAUUGAAGUGUCAAUCCAUGUGAUAAUAUUUACAAACGUGAACGUACUAUCACCGCAACAGAUUAGAUCGAUUAUACUCAUUUUCAUAACACGUAGACUGUUAAACGAGUUUGUAAGAAGUUAUAGUAAAAUUUGUAAUGAACCAAACAUUUUUCUUUAGCUGUUAUGAAUAAAUACGAGGCAUUCCUCCA
Messenger RNA from Alnus glutinosa, 1475 nucleotides. RefSeq names its product thermospermine synthase ACAULIS5. The transcript is spliced from 10 exons. NCBI's taxonomy places the organism in Eukaryota, Viridiplantae, Streptophyta, Magnoliopsida, Fagales, Betulaceae. Gene Ontology annotation, biological process: polyamine biosynthetic process. The record is from RefSeq and is a predicted model, not a curated record. Gene Ontology annotation, molecular function: thermospermine synthase activity. Bases 124 to 1152 code for a protein of 342 amino acids.